This is a messenger RNA of Cyphellophora attinorum, 681 nucleotides long. Its product is annotated as Mitotic spindle checkpoint component mad2. Gene Ontology annotation, biological process: mitotic spindle assembly checkpoint signaling. The record is from RefSeq and is a predicted model, not a curated record. The transcript is spliced from 2 exons. NCBI's taxonomy places the organism in Eukaryota, Fungi, Ascomycota, Eurotiomycetes, Chaetothyriales, Cyphellophoraceae. Bases 1 to 681 code for a protein of 226 amino acids. Gene Ontology annotation, cellular component: nucleoplasm; kinetochore; cytoplasm.
AUGGCUGCAGGCGCGAAAGACAGGUCGCAAGUGCACAAAGUCGCUCUCCUGGGCUCAUCCAAGACAGUCGCCGAAUUCUUCGAGUACUCAAUCAAUACAAUCCUCUUCCAACGGGGCGUUUAUCCCGCCGAAGACUUCUCCGCUGUCAAGAAAUAUGGACUCAACAUGCUGGUGUCCUCCGACGACCAGGUCCGCUCAUACAUCAAGAAGAUCAUGUCACAGCUGAACAAAUGGAUGCGGCACGGCAAGAUAUCAAAACUGGUGGUGGUCAUAACCAGUCGCGAAACGGGCGAGCAUGUUGAGCGGUGGCAGUUCGACGUGAACGUCUUCGACAAGAACUCCAAGCAGAGGUCAUCAAGACGGACGGCAGACAAGGAGAACGAGAACCCCCAAGCACCCGCUGUGGCAGAGCCAGAGACCGAGAAGUCGGAAUCGCAGAUUCAAGAGGAGAUCCAGGCUAUAUUCCGACAGAUCACAGCCUCGGUCACUUUCUUGCCCGUGCUGGAUGGGAACUGCACAUUCAACGUCUUGGUCUAUGCUGAUGCCGACUCUGACGUACCAAUGGAAUGGGGCGACAGCGAUGCGAAGGAGAUCAAGGAUGGCGAGAAGGUCAAGCUGAGGAGCUUCAGCACAGCCAACCAUCAGGUCGAUACAAUGGUCAGCUACCGUCUCAUGGACUGA